Messenger RNA from Dermacentor andersoni, 1374 nucleotides. NCBI's taxonomy places the organism in Eukaryota, Metazoa, Arthropoda, Arachnida, Ixodida, Ixodidae. The record is from RefSeq and is a predicted model, not a curated record.
AUGUUGCCCAAGAGCGAAUGGUGGGACUGGCUGAAGUACAUGACGCUUCUCUUCGACAUGGAGCCAAGUGCUAUGCGAUCUACACUUACAAUCGUAGAGGACCCCGUCUUUUUCAGCCACUUCACAUCUAUGCGCAAUUUUGUAGAUUACCGCACUGCCAUAGCCAAUUACGUCGGCUUCAAAGCCAUGGUUACCCUUGCACCACUGAUGCCACCGGGAUAUGCAGUGCUAUAUGAUCUGGGUUACGGCUACGACAUUCCCAGGGUGGAGCCGCCGCUCCUUCCAUGCACGUUGCUGUUGGAAAAGAUGUACCGCUAUGGAAUCGGAAUCGCGGCGAAGCUGACACUAAGCCGAGAGUUUGCCAACGUCUACCGGCGGCAUCGCGAUGGCCAGCUCAAAGAACUAUUCAACAAGACACGUCUUGUAUUUCGACAAAUGCUGGGAUCAGGGCAGUCAUGGUUUUCGCCUAGAGACCUCAACCAGGCUUUGCGAAAGCUGGACGCAAUGGCGAUCGCCUUUGGCACGCAGGGAAACUUUGUCCAAUAUGAGAACUACCGGCACACACCGCCCUUGCCGCUGGAAUCCAAUGACACCUUGCUCGGAACGGCAUUCAGUAUGCUGUCCUACGCGUCCCGCAUAUACUGGAGUGCCUGGACCACUCGCGGCACAACAGGCGAAGCCUACGACAACGCCUACGACGCGUCCGUGUUCGACUGGGAAUGCGAGUACCAACCCACCAACAACCUCGUGUUCCUUCCGAACUCUAUUGUGGCUUUCCUCACCGCCGUCUCGAACAAGAUCCCUUUCCAGCUGUAUCCCGUAGUUCUCGCUCACAUUGUUAGGGGUGUGGUUAAAGCUUUGCUCAGGAGUAAUUCGGCCUUCGACGACGAGGGCCGAGCUUUGAGCGGGAGCUGGUGGAGCGCCGCAUCUGUCGGCGCCAGCGAGAACGUCACCGAGUGCUUUCAGCGCCAAUACCGGGCGGCUGCAGAAGCUGAAAGCGGUGGUGGUCGGCUUUCUGCGGGGAAGUGGAGCGUGGCACGCCUCGAAGAAGCCUUUCUGGACAACGCCCUGCUGGUGCCCCUGUACGAACUCUACGAGCGCGCACUGAGCGACCACAACGCCACAGACAUGUUCUAUCAGCUGUCCGAUUCGCAGGUCAGUGCGAGGGAACUGUUCUUCUACAACUACGCGGUGGCAUUCUGCGACGACGGCGACAACGAAUCGCGCAGCGGGCAGCACUGGAUGGCGAUCACGCCCCGCAAGUGGCGCGUCAACGUCCCGCUCAAAAAUUUCCCGCCCUUUCGAAAAAUAUUUUCUUGCGAUGAUUGGAAACAACCUCAUCUGUACUGUAACGUGUGGAAGGGCUUCAGUUGA